UUGGACACGAAGCCCAAAUUAUGUAAACUACACUGAAAUGAGAAAUCGCUAAUCGAAUUCGAUAUCCGCCGAUUCUUCUUCCUCGCCAAAAAAUCAAAAUCCAAUCAAUCCAUCGACAUUGGACACUCUUCUUCUACUAAAACAAAAUCCAAAUUCUUAUCUUCAUCCACAACACAUAAUCCAAGAAAAACCAGUAAUUUCUCACCCCAAAUUCGCAAUAGAAUUUGUAUACCCAAAAAGAUGUCGGUGAAAGGAGCUGCCCUGCAGAAAGAUGUUCCGUGGAGGGCGUCGACGGCUGCAAAACCUAUUCCUAAAAUUCACCACUCUCCCAUUCUCCGCCUCUCUCACAAUCCUUAUUCUGAAUUUGCCCUUUCUGUUAUGAAGCAUGAUGAUCCAAUUGGGAGUGGCCUAGGGAAAGAGGCUGUGGUUGAAGCUGCAGGGCCGGACUGCAUUGUGCCUGGCCAAACUGUACCCAUCAAGUUACUUGGUCUCAAGGUAUGGCCGAUAGAAGUGGACUUGAAGUUUAUGGAACCAGUUGGGCGGGAACUCAAAUCAAUUGGCAAAUUCAUGGAUUCAGCCGUCGAUCUAAUGAACAAGUCGUUUAUUGAUCGCUAGCGAAAUUAUCAUGCGGAGGAGGGAAGCCAAUAUGUUUUUUUUAUCUAAUAAUCCGAAUGUGUUACAUUUUUGGUGUGGAAACCUGUACAUUCAAGAGUUGAAUCAAAUGAGCAAUACCAUUCAAGUGAUGUGUUAAUUAAGCAUUUUAGAUUGUUAA
Messenger RNA from Salvia splendens (bonfire salvia), 772 nucleotides. RefSeq lists its product as uncharacterized. Bases 241 to 615 code for a protein of 124 amino acids. Gene Ontology annotation, cellular component: chloroplast envelope. NCBI's taxonomy places the organism in Eukaryota, Viridiplantae, Streptophyta, Magnoliopsida, Lamiales, Lamiaceae. The record is from RefSeq and is a predicted model, not a curated record. The transcript is spliced from 4 exons.